Molecule: messenger RNA, 3852 nt
Organism: Corvus hawaiiensis (hawaiian crow)
Lineage: Eukaryota; Metazoa; Chordata; Aves; Passeriformes; Corvidae
Product: E3 ubiquitin-protein ligase BRE1B-like
Exons: 16
Cellular component (GO): nucleus; HULC complex
Molecular function (GO): metal ion binding; ubiquitin protein ligase activity
Source: RefSeq, a predicted model, not a curated record
GUUUUUUUUGCUCUGUCCCUCCCCGUGCCCGCCCCGUGCCCGCCCCGUGGGCAGCUGGCCGAGCUGCAGGACAAGGCCACGUCGGCCGAGACGAAGGUGCUGGAGAUGGGCACCACCCUGGAGGGGCUGCAGUGGGACAGCGCCAAACUGCGCAAGCGCGAGGGGCGCCUCGACAGACACCUGGCCGAGGCCCUGGAGCAGCUGACCUCGGGCUCGUACGGCUCCGGCAGCUCCGGGGGCUUCCAGGGGGGACAAAUCACGCUGAGCAUGCAGAAGUUUGAGAUGCUGAACGCGGAGCUGGAGGGGAACCAGGACUUGGCCAACUCCCGCAUGGCCGAGCUGGAGAAGCUGCAGCUGGAGCUGCAGGCGGCCGUCAGGGGCCAGGAGCGCCUCAAGGUGGCGCUGCGCUCGCUGCCCGAGGAGGCGGUGAAGGAGGCGCUGGAGUACAAGGUGCUGCAGUCGCAGUUCUCGCUGCUCUACCACGAGAGCCUGCAGGUGAAGACGCAGCUGGACGAGGCGCGGGCGCUGCUGCUGGCCACCAAGAACAGCCACCUGCGCCACAUCGAGCACAUGGAGAGCGACGAGCUGGGGGUGCAGAAGCGGCUGCGCACUGAGGUGAUCCAGCUCGAGGACACCCUGGCCCAGGUGCGCAAGGAGUACGAGAUGCUGCGCAUCGAGUUCGAGCAGAACCUGGCGGCCAACGAGCAGGCGGGCCCCAUCAACCGGGAGAUGCGGCACCUGAUCAGCUCCCUGCAGAACCACAACCACCAGCUCAAGGGCGACGUGCAGCGCUACAAGCGCAAGCUGCGCGAGGUGCAGGCCGAGAUCGGCAAGCUCCGCCUCCAGGCCAGCGGGGCCCCUCCCCCCCCCCUCCCCCGCCCCCUCCGCCCCUCCCCCCGCCCCUCCCUCUCAGCCCCGCCCCCUCAAGGACACGCCCCCGGCCCCUCCCCCACCGCCGGGAAGGCCCCGCCCCGAGCGGGGGAUGGGCGGAGGGGGGUGGGGGAGGGGCGGCCGCGGGGGGAGCGGGAGCGGCCCAAGGGGGGCCCCGAGGAGGCCAAGAAGAAGGACUCGGAGGUGCUGAAGCAGCUGCGGGCCGAGCUCAAGAAGGCGCAGGAGAGCCAGAAGGAGAUGAAGCUGCUGCUGGACAUGUACAAAUCGGCCCCCAAGGAGCAGCGCGACAAGGUCACGCUCAUGGCCGCUGAGAGGAAGAGCAAGGCCGAGCUGGAGGAGCUGCGGGGGCGCUGGCGGGAGCUGGAGGAGCGGGAGCGGCGCGAGAGCAAGAAGUUGGCGGACGAGGAGGCGCUGAGGAGGCUCCGCCUGAGCGAGGAGCAGAUCGAGCACCUGCAGCGGCGCCUGGCGGCCACCAAACAGGAGGAGGAGGCGCUGCUGUCGGAGAUGGACGUGACGGGCCAGGCCUUCGAGGACAUGCAGGAGCAGAACCUGCGGCUGCUGCAGCAGCUGCGCGAGAAGGACGACGCCAACUUCAAGCUCAUGUCUGAGCGCAUCAAGGCCAACCAGAUCCACAAGCUGCUGCGCGAGGAGAAGGACGAGCUGGCCGAGCAGGUGCUGGCCCUCAAGGCCCAGGUGGAGGCGCAGCUGCAGGUGGUGCAGAAGCUGGAGGAGAAGGAGCGGGGCCUGCAGAGCGCCCUGGGCGCCGUGGAGAAGGAGCUGAACCUGCGCUCGCAGGCGCUGGAGCUGCACAAGAGGAAGGCGGUGGAGGCGGCCCAGCUGGCCGAGGACCUGCGGGCGCAGGGCGAGCACGUGCAGGCGCGGCUGCGGGAGCUGCAGGUGUGCGCGGCCGAGAACCGCGCGGCCAAGGACAAGGAGUCGCUGAGCCUCAAGAGGGCGCAGGAGGAGCUGUCGCGGCUGCGCCGGAAGCUGGAGAAGCAGCGCAAGGUCGAGGUUUACGCCGACGCCGACCAGAUCCUGCAGGAGGAGAUCAAGGAAUACCGGGCCCGGCUGACGUGUCCGUGCUGCAACGCCCGCAAGAAGGACGCGGUGCUCACCAAGUGCUUCCACGUCUUCUGCUUCGAGUGCGUCAAGAGCCGCUACGACACGCGCCAGAGGAAGUGCCCCAAGUGCAACGCCGCCUUCGGCGCCCACGACUUCCACCGCGUCUACAUCAGCUGAGCGGCCACCGGCCACCGGCCACCGCUGGUCAUCCCUCGCCCAGUUAUGGUCACCCCGUGGUGAUCAGUGGUCACCCAUGACCACCUGUGGCCACCCAGUGUCCAUCCCUUGGUGACCCAUGAUCGCCUCUGGCCACCCCACGUUGACCUAGGGUUCCCCAUGGUGACCAAUGGCCACCAAUGACCACCUCUGACCACCCUGUAUCCAUCCCUUGGUGACCCAUGACCACCUCUGACCACCCUGUGUCCAUCCCUUGGUGACCAGUGACCACCUGUGGCCACCCUGUGUCCAUCCCUUGGUGACCAAUGACCACCUCUGACCACCCUGUGUCCAUCCCUUGGUGACCAGUGACCACCUGUGGCCACCCUGUGUCCAUCCCUUGGUGACCAAUGACCACCUCUGACCACCCUGUGUCCAUCCCUUGGUGACCAGUGACCACCUGUGGCCACCCUGUGUCCAUCCCUUGGUGACCAAUGACCACCUCUGACCACCCUGUGUCCAUCCCUUGGUGACCAGUGACCACCUGUGGCCACCCUGUGUCCAUCCCUUGGUGACCAAUGACCACCUGUGGCCACCCUGUGUCCAUCCCUUGGUGACCCAUGACCACCUCUGGCCACCCCACGUUGACCUAGGGUCCCCAUGGUGACCAAUGGCCACCCCUGACCACCUGUGGCCACCUCAUGUUGACCUAGGAUCACCCCUGACCACCCAUGGCCACCCCAUGGUGACCAAUGGCCACCCAUGACCACCCUGUGUCCAUCUCUUGGUGACCCCUGACCACCUCUGACCACCCCACAUUGACCUAGGGUUCCCCAUGGUGACCAGUGGCUACCAAUGACCACCUCUGACCACCUUGUGUCCAUCCUUUCAUGACCUAUGACCACUCCAUAGUGACCAGUGCCCACCUAUGACCACCCCAUGUUGACCUCUGGCCACCCCUGACCACCUCUGACCACCCCUGUGUCCAUCCCUUGGUGACCCAUGACCACCUCUGGCCACCCCAUGUUGAGCUAGGGUCCUCCUUGACCUCCCGUGGCCACUCCAUGUUGACCACUGGCCACCCAUGAGUAUCUAUGGUCACCCUGUGUCCAUCCCUUGGUGACCCAUGGCCACCCCAUGGUGACCAAUGGUCGCCCCUGGUCACCACUGACCACCCUAUGAUGACCCCUGAGCCUCCUCUGACCACCCUGUGUCCAUCCCUUGGUGACCGAUGACCACCUCUGGCCACCCCAUAUUGACCUAAGGUCCCCCAUGGUGACCAAUGGCCACCCAUGACCACCUAUGACCACCCUGUGCCCAUCCCUUGGUGACCAAUAGUCAUCUAUGACCACCCCAUGCUGACCUAGGGUCACCCCUCCCCACCCAUAGCCACCCCAUGGUGACCACUGGUCAUCUCUGACCACCCUGGGUCCAUCCCUUGGUGACCUGUGACCACCUAUGGUCACCCUGUAGUGACCAGUGACCACCUCUGACCACCUUGUAUCCGGCCCCUGGUGACCCCUGACCACCUGUGACCACCCUGAGUCCAUCCCUUGGUGACCCCUGACCACCUCUGGCCACCUCAUGUUGACCUAGGGUCACCCCUGACCACCCAUCACCACCCGAUGGUGACCAAUGGCCACCCAUGACCACCCUGUGUCCAUCCCUUGGUGACCAAUAGUCAUCUAUGGCCACCCUGUAGUGACCAUUGCCCACCUAUGACCACCCCAUGGUGACCAAUGG